Messenger RNA from Myripristis murdjan (pinecone soldierfish), 1917 nucleotides. RefSeq names its product zinc finger protein 502. Lineage: Eukaryota; Metazoa; Chordata; Actinopteri; Holocentriformes; Holocentridae. Gene Ontology annotation, biological process: regulation of transcription by RNA polymerase II. The transcript is spliced from 4 exons. Bases 183 to 1427 code for a protein of 414 amino acids. The record is from RefSeq and is a predicted model, not a curated record. Gene Ontology annotation, molecular function: RNA polymerase II cis-regulatory region sequence-specific DNA binding; DNA-binding transcription factor activity, RNA polymerase II-specific.
AGAUGGAAACAAUGUUGCCAUUUUUAACUUUGCUGUUUGGAGAAACACACACGCUCAUCUUGUGGACAUGCAUACUUAGCGCCUAUCGCUUAUUGCAGAGUACAUAUUUGACAGUACAUAUUAGUUCUCCUGAACUGUAACAACUCUUCUGCUCAGGUCGGCUCGUGUCUAUAUCGAGAAGGAUGUCGACAGUCUUCUCCUUUCAGUCACAGCUCGUCUCCAUCAUGGAUGCAUUAUCAAAAACAGCUGUACUGGAAAUAAGCAAACUGGUGGAGAUCGAGUCAAAGAUGCUGAAAAUAGAGAUAACUCGAGGACGGAACGAAAUCGCUUCGCUCACAGAGAAACUGCAGCUGAUGGAGAAUUUGCUGUACAUUGCACAAGGGCGCAGGCAGGACGCAGCGGGACGUUCAGUAGCAGCCAGGUUGAGGGACGGCUCAGAAAAUAGUAGUGGAAGACUGGACCCUAACAGGACUGGACCUAUAAUAAAACGUGAAAGUCCAUGGGAAAGCAUAAGUGCCUCCACUGAGAUGAGUAGUUUGUGUCAAGGUGAAGAGCAUCCUGCGGUCGAACAGCUCACAAACCCAGUGAAGGAACAGCCUGAACUGAUAGUGGUAAAGGAGGAGCCACCGGAGACAACGGACAAUGGGGACAACGGGACGGAGCGAGACAGGACAAGUGAAAAGAGAGGUGAAGCAGUCACAGAUGCCCAGAAGAGGAGUUCAGAUGUGAUUCAGUGUUCCAAAUCCAUCUUAGACCAAAAACAACCCGUGUUUACUGAGAGCUUUGUGACCUCCAACACUCAGUCAUCUAUAGCUGGACCAGGAAGGCAGGAAGCUCAGUGGAAUCCACCUGCACACUCAGAGUUCCCGGGUGCACAGCUUCCUCCUGCACACACAAACCUAGAAGUGGGGAAGAGCUUGGGUCGAAAUGUCGCCUCCCAAAGCUUAAGUGUGGCAAAAAAUAUGAAGAUUCACAGCUUGAGGAACUCGGCUGCUAAGAGAUUUGGCUGCUUGCAGUGCGGCAAGAGCUUCAGAUGUUUCAGCCAGCUUGAAAUACACCAGCGAAGUCACACAGGAGAGAAGCCGUUUAGGUGUACGCUGUGCGGAAAGCGAUAUGCACAGAAAGGGCAUCUGUACACACACCAGCGUACACACACUGGGGAGAAGCCAUACCGCUGUCCUAUUUGUGGAAAGGGCUUUAUUCAGAAAUGCACUCUCGAUAUGCAUCAGCGUACACACACCGGAGAGAAACCUUUCGUUUGUGUCGAAUGUGGAAAAGGAUUCACAAAGAACUGUAAUCUAAAAAAACACCUGGCAGUACAUAUAGAUCCUAGCGUGCACAUGUAUGGUAGUGAAUCUAGAGCACCUAUAUUUAGUGGGACAGCCAGACAUGGAACCACGUCAAACAUUGUUGUUGGCCAAAUGUAAUUUCUUCAGUCGCUGAAAUACUGUUUUAUGCACAAUAAAGCUAUCUAUGUUUCAGAUUUGAGUAGUAGAGAGAAAGGUGUGUAACAUGCUUUUAUUUCUGUGCUCUACUGGGAUGAAAAAAGCAACAUCUGGAUCUGCUGCUCUGGAGCUAUGCUGUCAAUCAAGUGAAUAUCCUGCUGCAUGCAUUAACAUCUUCCAAUACUCACAAUUCCUGUUACACACUGUCAAAAACUGAUAACCCAUCCUCUAAUGUCAUAAAUAUACAACACUUGAAUGAUGGGGGGCAAUUCAGCAUUUUUUCAUGAUUUAGCUUUCUAAUUUAUUCAGUCAAACAUCAGAGGUUUACUCAGCUCAUUUUGAUCAGUUACCUGCAGUGUGUUGUGCAAACAAAACAGGUUUACAGUGAUCCGUGAACUGGAACCAAAAUGUCGAUCAGGUUUGAAAGCUUCACAGAUGUAGCCGUGUUCAGCGGCUCAGAGCCCUGCAUGUA